AUGUCGUCAUUUCAUUUAUUUUUCUUUCUUUCUUAUGUCCUCAUUUCAUUUAUUUUUCUUUCUGUCUUUCUUUCUUUCUUUCUUUUUUAUGUCCUCAUUUCAUUUAUUUUACUUUCUGUCUUUCUUUCUUUCUUUUUUAUGUCCUCAUUUCAUUUAUUUUUCUUUCUUUCUUUCUUUCUUUCUUUCUUUCUUUCUUUUUUUGUCCUCAUUUCACUUAUUUUUCUUUCUGUCUUUCUUUUUUCUUUCUUUCUAUCUUUCUUUCUUUUUAUGUCCUCAUUUCACUCAUGUUUCUUUUUGUCUUUCUUUCUUUCUUUCUUUCUUUCUUUCUUUCUUUCGUUUUACAAUUCAUUCACCUGUUAUCUUAUUUCCUGUCACAUUUGUACAAUUUUCAUCGUUUCAAACACGUCUCCCUCUUUUAUCUUUCUCUUCAUCACUUUCCACUGGAUCUAUCUAUCUAUCUAUCUAUCUAUCUAUCUAUCUAUGCCCAUGCAAUUAUUUAAAAUUAGCAUUCUCCUCAUUAUAAACUAUAACUUAAUAUCUAUCUAUCUAUCUAUCUAUCUAUCUAUCUAUCUAUCUAUCUAUCUAAACACAAUACAUUUGAUAAAGAAAACCGGAAACUAUAACUUAAUAUCUAUCUAUCUAUCUAUUUAUCUAUCUAUCUACCUGUCUGUCUGUUUUAUUCUUUCUUUCGUUCUUUCUUUCUUUCCCAAUAUCUAUCUAUCUAUCUAUCUAUCUAUCUAUCUAUCUAUCUAUCUAUCUAUCUAA
This is a messenger RNA of Acanthosepion pharaonis, 765 nucleotides long. The record is from the annotation of a GenBank genome assembly. Lineage: Eukaryota; Metazoa; Mollusca; Cephalopoda; Sepiida; Sepiidae.